UAAGUCCAUAAAUUGUAUAUUUAGUAAGUGUGAUGUUAGAAAGCAGAGAGUAGGCAUAAAUUUUAUUGAUUUUGCUAAAAAAAUAUAAAAGAUGUGAAGUUAUAUCCCAUUUAUCAAAUAUUGAUGCUGAAGUAUUUCAUGCCAAAUUUGGGUUCUUAAAGAAACUGAACUUUUCCAUUAAAAGUAAUAAUUGAUAAAUUGACUUAAUGAGAAAGACUUUAAAAAUAAAAAAUAAAAUAAAAAAGAAAGAAGUGAAGAUGAACAUUUCAACUCAACAUGGAAACAACAACACAGUGGAAAAAUAAAGAAAAUUGGGGUAAUGAAGCCCACAAGUAAUACGAUGCUGUUAUAACUGAAUCAAGUCCAUUAUAUCUGAGCAUCUCAGCCCACGAAUUCUAUACUCGUGCUCUGUUUUGUAUCUUUUUUAUCAAUCAAAUAUCUCUCUCUCUCUCUCUUCAGUCUUUAACUGCUCCAAGAUUCAGUCUGUAAUUUCCAGUAGAAUCAUUUCAGAAAUAGAGAUAACCAUAAAGAAGGAAACAAGAUUUCAAUUUUUGAUCAUUUCUCAAUAGAUUGUGGAUCGAUAUUGGAUUGGUUUUUCUCUGGUGCUUUCAUGUCUUGUUCAAGUUUUAGAUGCCAAUGUCGGUGAUGCCGAUCCAGUCUACAGAGCAAAGCUUAGACUUUGAAAGAGAAGUGAGUUAAGGGUGGUUUCAAGGGUGAGUGCAAAUGGCAGGCAACAACAAUGUUUCUAAUUCUCAAAAUAUUCUUGUUCUUAACAGCACCAAUUACCAAUUUUAGUCUGUUAAAAUGAGAACUUUGUUCAAGUCACAAGAUUUGUGGGACUUAGUAGUUUCUGGAUUUGAAGAUCCGGAUGAGUGUGAGGAUGCCCCGAGAUUGUCAGCAGCUCAAAGGAAUGAAUUAAAAGACAAACAGAAAAAGGAUGCUAAAGCCCUAUUCUUGAUUCAGCAAGGCGUAGAUGAUACUCUGUUUCCAAAAGUGAUGGGAGCUAUCACUUCGAAGGAAGGAUGGGAUUUGCUGCAAGAGCAUUUCCAAGGAUCGAGCAAGUAGUCAAGCUGCAAACUCUUCGUCGAAAUUUUAAGAAUUUACAGAUGAAAGCUACAGACUCUAUACAAGAGUUUUCUAUGAACGUUGCUGCACUUGUGAAUCAAAUGCGCUCAUUUGGGGAAGACUUACCUGAUCAAAAGAUUGUUGAAAAGGUUAUACGGAGUCUCCCUCCUAAAUUUGAUCAUGUUGUUGCUGCUAUUGAAGAGUCCAAGGAUUUUUCAGACUAGUCAUUAGUUGAGCUAAUGAGUUCACUUGAAUCUCAUGAAUGGGUUCAAGAGAUCAAAUGGGUCAACUACUGAGCAAGCCUUUUAGUCAAAGGUUCAACUGAUUUCUUGAGUGUUCGAGUUUAUUUAUGGCAUGAAAUAACCCGAAGCAUGGGUCUAGCUUAUUGAUACUUUUCAGAAAAAUCCACUUGAAUGCAUUUGAUUUUAUGUUUACCGACAAAAACCCGUACUCGAAAAACAAAAAAUACAAAAAAUAUAUAUAUAUUAUGUUUUCAAGUACGGGUUUUUCUAGUCCAAAUGUAUCUUGCCCUUACCACGAAUUCUUUUCCUUGGUUAACAAUAUUUGUAGUUUUACCGAUAUCUGCGGGUUCCUUAAUUUUCUUUUUCCCCCAUAGAGGAAAUAAGGUAAUUAGGUGGUAUACUUUGUUUAUAUGUAUUUUAGAACUCCUUUUAAUGACUUAUGCGUUCUCUUAUUAUUUCCAAUUGGACGACCCAUUAAUCCAAUUAAUGUGAAAAAUAAAAGUGAAGGUUCAGGAAGAGGUGGAUAUCACAACAAGCGAGGUUCUGGAUGAGGAAGUUCAGGUGGUGGAAGAGGUCGGAGCAGGUACAAUGGCCAAGAGAGAAACCAGGGAAAUCAUGGUAGCUCUUAUCCUACAUGUUCUCAUUGUGGUAAAGCUAACCACUCUGAGAAAAAUUGUUGGAAUAAAAAUUAAAAUGUCCCUGAGAAAGAUGAGGUUCAGUGUUACAGAUGUAAGAAAUAUGGCCAUAUAGCAAGGAAUUGUGAGGAGAAAGAACAAGCAAACUUCCAUGAAGAGUUAGACACUUCAGAUAGCUUAUUUGUUGCCUAUUUAGCUGCUGGCCUUACUAUGCCUUUAGAAGUUUGGUAUUUAGAUAGCGGUUGCAGCAAUCACAUGACAGGAAACAAGGAUUAUUUCGUGGAGAUUGACAACACUGUGAACUCAAGCGUGACCUUCAACAAAUAGGUUCAGGUGCUUGGAUUAGGCAUAAUUGCAGUGAGUUGCAAAACUGGUAGGAAACUCAUUCAUGAUGUCAUGUAUGUCCCAGGUAUUGCUCAUAAUUUGUUGAGUUUGGGUCAGUUACUGAAGAGAGGUUAUUAUGCCAUGUUUGACAAUGGUUAAUGUCUAAUAUAUAGUAAAAAUGGCAAGAUAUUAGAGUAUUCAGUAAAAAUGUCAGAAAAUAAAAUGUUUCCCAUCAUGUUUUCGCAACUUGACCAUAAAGCUUUUAAGGCUUCAAAUGAAGAUGAUUUAGUACUUUGGCAUAAAAGAUUUGCCCAUAUGAGUUAUGAUAGGUUACGUUUGCUGCACAAGAAAAUUUUUGUGACAGGAAUGCUUGAGGUACAGUUCAUUGACAACAAAUGUGAGCCUUGCAUAUUCGGGAAACACCAUCGUGAUAAAUUUCUAGUGGGAAAAGCUUGGAGAGCAACUAAACCAUUAAUGUUGGUUCAUGCAGACAUUUGUGGGCCAAUGCAAACAAUAUCGCUGAAUGGUAGUAAGUACUUCUUGCUUUUUGUAGAUGACUACUCAAGGAUGAGUUGGAUAUUUUUCUUAAAAGAAAAAUUUGAAGCUUUGAAUUGUUUUAAGCAAUUUAAAGCUGCUGCAGAGAAGGAAUCGAGAAACUCAGUCAUAAGGUUACGAACUGACCAUGGGGGUGAAUUCACAUCCCAAGAAUUUGAGUUGUUUUGUCGUGAUUCAGGUAUACAAAGAUAGUUGACAGCUAGCUAUACACCCCAGCAGAACGGUGUAGUAGAGCGAAAGAAUCGGACCAUUGUAGAAUCUGCUAAAAGCAUGUUAAAAGACAAAAGUCUUCCCAUAAAUUUAUGGGCAGAGUCAGUGGCUGUUGCAGUUUAUGUGAUGAACCGAUCACCAACACAAGCACUUAAAGAAAAAACUCCAUAUGAAGCCCGGUUUGGCAGGAGGCCAAAUGUGAGCCACUUGAGAAUCUUCAAAUCCAUUGUUUUUUCACAUGUUCCGUCAGAACUAAGGAGAAAGCUUGAUGAGAAAAGUGUGAAAUGUAUUUUCAUCGGAUAUAGUGAGGUGACAAAAGGUUAUCGUUUGCUCAAUCCCAUCACUAACAAACUCAUUAUUAGUCGGGAUGUCAUUUUCAAAGAAAAUGAUACUUAGAGGUGGGAGGAAGAAAGUAUCAAACUUGACGCUACUUCAGAAGUUAAUCUUGAUGAUACUUCUGCUACUUCUUCAUUCAUUCCUCCCUCAGUGGAAGAUACGACUAACACGCCUCUAAGAAAGAUGAGAAGCUUAUCAGAAGUUUAUACCUCUACUGAUUUUGCUUAUUUAGCAGUAGAACCUACUUGUUUUGAAGAUGCAGUCGCUAAAGAAGAAUGGGUAGAAGUGAUGAAAGAGGAGAUGGGUGCUAUUGAAAAGAAUAACACUUGGAGUUUAGUAGAUCUACCGAAUGGGAAAGAUGCAAUUGGUCUCAAAUGGGUUUAUAAGUCAAAGUUUAAUGCAUAUGAUUCAUUGAAAAGAAACAAAGCACGACUGGUAGUGAAAGGUUAUGCCCAAAUUCCAGAUUUUCUCAAUGGUGAUCUAAUUGAAGAUGUGUAUGUACAUCAACCAGAAGGAUUUGUUGUGAAAGGGUCAGAACAAAAGGUUUAUAAGUUGCACAAAGCACUCUACGGGCUCAAACAAGCACCGCAAGCUUGGUAUAGCAAAAUCGAUUCAUAUUUUGCUAAAAGUGACUUUCAAAAGAGUGCUAAUGAACCUACUUUAUAUGUUAAGAAUUGUGGACAUGAUUUCUUGGUGGUAUGUUUUUAUGUGGAUGAUAUCAUUUAUACUGGAAAUUCACUUGAAUUGAUGAAAACUUUUAAGAUGUCCAUGAUGAAAGCAUUUGACAUGACUGAUUUGGGUUCAUUGCAUUAUUUUUUGGGUUUAGAAGUUGUGCAAAAUACAGGUGGAAUUUUUCUUAGUCAAAAGAAGUAUGUUAUAGAUCUUUUAAAAAGAUUUGGAAUGUUGAAUUGUAAAGCAUCCAAGACGCCUCUUAAUCUAAAUAACAAGCUGUCAUUAGAAGAUGGAGUUGAUAAAGCUGAUGUCAAACUUUUCAGAAGCAUGGUGGGAGGUCUGCUCUAUCUGACGCACACUCAGCCUGAUCUCAUGUUCGCAGUUAGUCUUGUGUCACGAUUUAUGCAUAAUCCAAGUAAACAUCAUCUUGGUGCAGCAAAGCAAAUUUUGAGAUAUGUACAAGGAACACUUGAUCUUGGAAUUCUUUUCUUAGCAUUUGUUUUGGAAUUGAUUAAUCUGCUUCUAUUUAUCAUGGUUGGGAUUUUCUACGUGCAUUGAAAAGGGUUCAGU
Molecule: messenger RNA, 4609 nt
Organism: Ricinus communis (castor bean)
Lineage: Eukaryota; Viridiplantae; Streptophyta; Magnoliopsida; Malpighiales; Euphorbiaceae
Product: post-GPI attachment to proteins factor 3
Exons: 4
Coding region: 3551-4597 (348 amino acids)
Biological process (GO): GPI anchor biosynthetic process
Cellular component (GO): endoplasmic reticulum membrane
Molecular function (GO): hydrolase activity, acting on ester bonds
Source: RefSeq, a predicted model, not a curated record